Molecule: messenger RNA, 2221 nt
Organism: Centropristis striata (black sea bass)
Lineage: Eukaryota; Metazoa; Chordata; Actinopteri; Perciformes; Serranidae
Gene: adprh
Product: ADP-ribosylarginine hydrolase
Exons: 8
Coding region: 594-1679 (361 amino acids)
Biological process (GO): protein de-ADP-ribosylation
Molecular function (GO): ADP-ribosylarginine-[protein] hydrolase activity; magnesium ion binding
Source: RefSeq, a predicted model, not a curated record
AAAAUUAACAAAAUAAAACAGCAAAAUAAAAUAAAACUUGUUUAGGCUGUAAAAACGUAGAUAAAGGUUAAAAUGUAUAUAUAGAAAUAGUAAAUACAUACAUAAAAGCAACAAUAAAUAAACACCUAGGUAAUUUGAGUUUGAGACCCCUGGUUUAAUACAUUACAGCAACAACAACAAAAAAAGUAGGCUAAAAAGCUAAUCAUUGUCAGUUGAGUUAUACAAAUAGAAAUCUGUGGUGCAGCUGGUAAUGGUUUGUCAAUGAUUGUUUGAGUGUGAGAAGAUUUGCCAUUUGUUUUAUGUCUCCAUCUUGCCUUCUGAAAGGCAGCCCUCUAAAAUUGCUUUGCAGCUGUGUCUUUUUUUAGCCACCACGCUUUCAGGGAGUCCGACCAGCCGGCUCGGCUGCAAAGACUUUAUUGAAUGAACGUUGGUGUUCGCUACAUGCCUCUGAGCAGGGAGCGAUAUUAUAACUGCAAAAAAAUCCUGUAAACAGUCAGCAGCGGUGGGUGUGCAGCGCUUCAGUCUGCAGCCCCGGUGUCAAAUUCUGUGUGUGGCCGCCUGUGAAGCUUGAUUUCGGGGAACGACGCGCUGCAAUGGACCGUCAGAAACUUCAAAGUGCAUCUGCUACAGUGGAGCACUAUAAAGCAGCCAUGUUGUUGAGUGGUGUCGGCGAUGCUCUGGGAUACAAAAACCAGCUGUGGGAGUACAAUGAGUCAGGACCUGGUAUUCAUCAGGAGCUGAAGGAGCUCGGCGGUCUGAAGAACAUCAAGGCCGAGCUCCCUGAUUGGCCGGUCAGCGACGACACAGUUCUGCAUCUGGCAACAGCUGAAGGACUGGCAACUGGGAAGGGCGGGGAGGAGCUCCUGCAUGAAGUGGCUGCUCGAUAUGUGGAAGGGAUGAAAGACAUGGACGGGAGGAAACCAGGGCCUUCAAGCAUUCUGGGGGUCUCCCAGCUGAAGCCUGGAGAGGAAGGGGGCUUCAGAGUGCCCUAUAACCCAGAGGGGACGGGCUGUGGAGCAGCCAUGAGGUCUAUGUGCAUUGGCCUCAGGUAUCCAAAGCCUGACCAGCUGCUGUCGUUGGUGGCGGUUGCCGUGGAGACGGGCAGGAUGACCCACCCUCACCCCACUGGGUUCCUGGGAGCCGUAGCAUCGGCCCUUUUUACUGCGUACGCCGUCCAGCGCAGGCCAAUUACGACCUGGGGUCUCGGCCUGCUGAACGAGGCCUGUCCAAUAGCAAAGAGCUUCGUCCAGGGUCGAGGCUUCGCCGUGGAGGAGACGGAGAGAGACUGGGACUACUUCUGUAACAAGUGGCAGUGGUACCUGGAUACAAGGGGGAUCUCUUGUGGGGUGGGGCCUGUGAUUUGGCCCCCUUCUUACGGCCCGGCUGAGAGAGAUGAAGCCUACAAGAGCUUCAGCCUGUCAGGCUGGGCGGGACGCAGCGGCCAUGAUGCUCCCAUGAUUGCGCUGGACGCCCUGCUGGGGGCGGGGUCAGACUGGGAGGAGCUGAUGAGCAGAGCGGGCUUCCAUGGAGGUGACAGUGACAGCACAGCAGUGAUCGCCUGCUGCUGUUGGGGUCUCCUGUACGGCACCCAGGGAGUCCCUGAAGGCAACUACUCCAACCUCGAGUACCGGGACCGGCUGGAGCGCAGCGCAGAGCAACUCUACGCGCUGUCACACUGAGAGGACCGCCACAGCCUGCUGCACUGACCCAGUGUGGCCCCGUGUCUUACUGAGGGGAAACUUGGCCACACACACUGACACAUUGACGUAGAGCUAGUUGGCACGCUCGGUAGUACAUCGAUCUAGAGGGCUGUCACUGAGCCACAAAGUGUGGUGUCAUUUGUGCCUGAAGGGGAAGCAGAGUGGCCCACUAACCCAGUCAUUUCUGCCACAAUAAAGACUGAGCCUCAUCAGGCUGGUGUAUAAAGAGGGGUCCCCCUAGUGACCAUUUUAAAUUAACAUGCAGAGGUGCACCACUGAGCGGAACGAAUCCAAGCUAAUGAGAAUGUGAACAGAAUACAAAAAGUCCCAGAGGAGGUAAUUACUUUGUUUUGUCAGCCUGACAUAAUAGCAAAUGCUUAUCUAGCUUCAAAUUAAAUGUGCUCUUGUUAUUGUCUAAUGAAAAAUGUAUAUGUCUCAUUAUAGUUGUUAACCGUUACUUCAUGCAGUGCAGAGAGAAACUGAAACCGCAAAUAAAGAUUCAAUAAAUUAAAACAACCAAA